AUGAAGCAACGAGACAAAAAGUGCGUACUCAAAGAAAUACUACUUAGGCCCACUAGAUUUGACUGAAUCUAUUGAUCGAUUGCAAAAAACUGUAGGUGAUGGACAUUCUAUCCCACGUCAAUAAGCGAAUCAAAAUGACUACUUCCGUCAAGUUGCCGUUUGAAGCCUUGCUUGCUCAGUAUAACGAUGACAAAGUAUCUGCUUUUGUAAAGAACUUUACGCUGAUAUACCUCGAGAUGGCGGUUGGACGUUUAACCCCUGAGGAAACAUCGAUUCACACCCCGAGCUUUUUAUGUGGCAUCAGCCGUCGAUCCAAUCCUCAGACAAUAACCUUGUUGCAUAUCGUCCUACCUAUUCUGGGCAAAUGGAGUAAAGAUAACGCAGAUAAAGCAUCAAGCCGUCAACAGAUUUUCCACUUUGAUGACCAUCCUCAAGAUGUGGCUGUGAUAUUGAAUUUUUUCCUCAAUGUAUUACUGUAUCAACCUCCGUCCCAGCGCAUGAUGCAGCAAGCUCAAGAAUCUAAUGACGCUUCGCCCCAAUACCCGGGGCUCAGCCCAUCAGCAGUAGAGGAGAUCACCAACAAAGGGAAAAUUACAUGGACUUCUUCACGGUUAACAGAUGCCAAAUUGGCGAUUCUCCAAUUUUUGAUGACGUCCGUUUUCACAGAUGAUGAGCGAUUACGACUAUUUAUUAUUGGCGUCUGUGAUCCUAAUCACCAGGUGGUCUCUACAAGCGAAGACGGACUGCGACGAUGGGCUAAUAAUGCGAAUUUGGAGGAAGCAGCGGUUAUUCAACCCCUUUAUGCUCUUUAUUUAGGCUCCACAUCCAAGACAUCUGCCGCAAAAGAUGCUCGAGCUCCGGCCUCAAACGCGGUUAAACUACGAAUUUUGCAGUAUCUUAACAAGUCCGUCGCCGCUUGCAACAUGGUAUCGCAUAUGAUCCAAGUGGUGUUUGAUGGAAUCUACGGCGAGCGCUCUACCUCCAAAUUGCGUCGAGCUUCCUUGUCAUUUUUGCAAUGGGUGGCGCGCAUGAGCAAGGAAUCCAGUAUUGCUCCGGUAGCACCUAUUGUCGUCUCUGGUUUGAUAAAGUAUAUCAAUGAAAAUGCAUCCUCCAACGUUUCUAAUGAAGAAAGUAACGUUGGCUAUGCGUAUAUUGCGUGUGGAUUGAUUCUCAAGAAAGUGCCCAAACUUGCAUUAGAAGAUAUGAGUAUCUUGUCGCUUUUCUUUGAAAACUUGGAACGAGAGCACCCGAAUACUCGGUCUUAUAUUCAGGAUGCUCUAUCCUCCAUGAUUGAAAUCUUUGUGGAUCAACCCGAAGUUGGGGCUCAUGAUGACGAGUUGAAGGAUAUUAUUCUAACAGCAGUGCAAAAGAAUAAUCCAAGUAGUCGUUAUUUGGCACUCAAGUAUUCAAAUGCCAUCUAUCCAUUCGCUUCCGUGUUUGCUCGUUAUGUGUGCUUACUGGGUCACUCCUCCACUGUCAACAAAUUGGAAGUAAAGGAAGAAGCCAGUCGCGGUCUGAUUCCUUUCAAACGUAGCCAUACGGGACUGCUAUCGACAAUGGAAAGUAUCGUUCCUACGAGUGCUAUGCCUUCCUUCAUCGAUCUCGUCAAUUACAUUUCCGAACACCGACCCAACGAGCAAUACAUUUUAGAAUCCAAGACACCGGUCAUCAAGGGUUAUCCCAUUGAAGUCUAUACGGAGAUUCUGAGCUUUUUGCGAAUGAUUCUUGUCCUGGAAGCCAAUCCAGAAAAUAUCACGAUUGAUCAAUACAUGCAAGACAAGGUCGAGAAUAGCAUGGCUGAAGAUCCCGUUGUUAUGGCCAAUUUUGGAGAUAUGAUUUCCACAUGGUGGACUGCCGGAGAGGAAAGUCAAAGAAAAGGAAUCGAAGUAUGGUUGCGCCUGAUAGAAAACGCAUUGGACCCGCAUUUGAAAGACCCUGUUUUGGUAGCCACGGCAUCUAAAUGUCUGUUGGAAAUCAUUUCGCUGGGUCCAACCUCCUUGUCGACCACAUUCAAGCCACGGUUGAACAUAUUCAAAAACUAUGCGCUUUCAAACAAGGAAGAAGCUCGCCAAUUGAUGUCCCACAUUUUCGGUAUCAUUGCCAGCGACGAAAGUAUUCCCCAAGAUGAGGUCGAAAGUCUCCUCUCGGAAUUCUGCGACAUUUUGCAACAUGCUCAAUCCAAGCAGAACGCCAGCACCAAUUUCGAACAGCAGCAUGGAUCCAUUUUGGCUAUCGGGUACCUACUAGGACGAUGUAUCUACCGAGCUCGUAGUGUUUCUAUCGAUGUCGAGCGGCGAUGUAUUGAGCAGCUGACGUUACAACUCGAGGGCAAUCCUGGCACAACCUUUUACUCCCUGGCCGCUGCCGCCUGUCACGCGCUGAGCGAGAUUGGCCGCGUCAAGCCAUUACCCUUCCCUAUACAGAACGAAUCGAUUGGCGAAAAACGCGAAGCAAACAGCAUGGACGUGGACGGUGCAGAAGGACUAACGGUUCAAAUGGUGGUUGAAAAACUGGCCAAACUGGCCAAGUCCUGCAAGGACAGCAAAGUUCAAGACAAGGCUGUUCUUGCCUUGAGUCAUCUCAGUAUCCCGUACAGAGAGAACAGCAGUUUGCAAUCCACCGUUACUGAUUCUAUAUUUGCUGUUGCGGAUUCGAAACAAGUCGAUCUUUAUUUCGCAGGCGGAGAAGCGUGGUCUGUCCUAGCAUUUGGAUGGAAAUCCCAAGCGAUGAGAAAAUACAAGGAUAUUAAAGAGGCGGCCGCGCUUAACGAAAUCGUUGGGAAGGACACAGCCACACCAACGGAGGAGAUGCAGAAAACUCUGGAGAAGAUUGUCAAGAAUUAUGUCGUUAGCGAUCGUUCAUGGUACCGUCAAGCUUCCUGUAUAUGGCUGCUCUCUCUGCUGAAGUUUGGAAAGGAGCAACCACUGAUCAAGACAAAUUUGGGCACAAUCCACGCUUCCUUCUCGCGUUUAUUAGCAGACCGCGACGAAUUCACACAAGAAGUUGCAUCCAAGGGUCUUGGUUUGGUCUAUGAAUACGGUGAUGCUAAAAUCAAGGAAGACAUGCUGUUCUCGCUGGUGGGCACAUUCACUGAAGGUCGAAGCACCCAACCACAAUCAGUGACCGAGAAUACUGUGCUGUUUGAAGAGGGGGCUCUUGGUACCACUCCCGAUGGAAACUCAAUCACUACUUACAAGGAACUGUGCUCUUUGGCUUCUGAGCUUAAUCAACCGGAUCUUAUCUACAAGUUCAUGAAUCUUGCCAACCAUAACGCUUUGUGGACAUCUCGACGAGGGGCUGCUUUUGGUUUCCAGAAUCUGAUGGCUUUAGCCGAGAAAGAAAUGGAAGCCCAUCUAUCCCGCCUGAUUCCGAAGCUUUACAGAUAUCAAUUUGAUCCGAACCCACGAGUAAACCAAAGCAUGAAGGCGAUCUGGCAAUCACUGGUGAAAGAUUCGCAGAAGACGGUGGACACGUAUUUUGACCAGAUCAUGGAGGAUAUUCUCGCCGGUUUGGGUAACAGACAGUGGCGUAUUCGUGAAGCUUCCUGCAUUGCUGUAACGGAUCUCGUGCAGGGCCGCCAAUUGUCUCAAAUUGAGCCCUAUUUGGAGCAGCUUUGGUGCAUGUGUUUCCGAACGCUCGACGAUAUCAAAGGUUCCGUUCGGCAGGCGGCGACACAAACAUGCCGUCAGUUAACUAAGUUGACGGUUCAUUAUUGUGAUCCCAACAUUGUCUCCAGUGGUGACGGAGCCAAGGUGAUGGCUAUCGUGAUGCCCUUUUUACUGCAAAAAGGCAUCGUGUCCGAUGCUGAGGACGUACAGAAGUUUAGUCUGGAUGCUAUUCUUCGUGUCUGCAAAUCUGGCGCCAAACUUUUGAAGCCAUACAUUCCGGAUCUUAUUGACAGUUUGCUCCAAUCGCUUUCCUCGCUGGAGCCGCAGGCCAUGAAUUAUCUCAGCUUCCAUGUGGACAAAUACAAUAUUUCCCAAGAACAGUUGGAUAAUGCGCGCUUAAACGGGGCCAAGAAUUCCCCCAUGAUGGAAGGAAUUGAACAUUGUGUGAACCAAAUCGAUCAAGAUGUCAUGCAAGUAUUAGCUCCUCGUCUUAUCCAGAUCAUCAAAAAAGGAACGGGCCUUCCAACCAAAGCUGGCUGUGCUCGCUUUAUCGUCACCUUGGUGAUGAACCGUCGAGCCGUCGUCGAACUUUAUGCCGAUUCGAUUUUGAAAGCAUUGAGCGGUGCUAUCCGUUCCAAGAAUCCAGUGGUGCGUAAAUCCUAUGCUACCGCGGUGGGAUAUAUUUGCCAACUUGCGACCUAUGAUCGUCUCAUUUCCCUUAUUAAGCAUCUUAAAAAGCUGUAUAUUGAAGAAGAAGACGAAGAUUCCCACGUGGCAAGUGCUGUUACUUGUGUGGAAAUUACACGUUUCGCUACGGAUCGAACCAAAGCCGUGGCUUCAGAAAUUGUUCCUUUAUUAUUCUAUGGCGAGCAUGAUCCUGAGGAGAAUUUCAACAAACUCUGGAAAGAUGCAUGGGAGAACAUGACAGCGGGUACCCGCAGUAUGGUUACCAUGUAUGCAGAUGAAAUUCUCCAAUUUGUCCAGCCUUUGCUCUCAUCCGCAUCUUGGAAAGUAAAGCAAACCGCUGCUUUAACCGUUGCCGACAUGUGCAAAUCAGGAGGCAAGAGCGUUGCUAAGCAUGUCGAAAAACUGAUGCCUAUCAUGAUCACUACGCUUGCCACUCGCUCAUGGGCAGGUAAAGAACAUGUCCUGGACGCGUUUGUUCAAUUGUGUAUAUCAGCCUCCGAUUAUUUUGACUCACACAAGAAGCCGUCGCUUGCUGACGUUGCUAAGAUCAUGAUACGCGAAGCGAAGCGCAAGAAUCGCACGUAUCAGCGGCAUGCCCUGGUAUCACUUUAUAAUUUCCUGAACGCAUUUGGCGAAAAAAUUGAUAUCUAUGAUCAAAUUGAAGAUUUCUUGGUGGAGCUGUGUGAAAUGGAUGAAAAUGAAGCCAUGGAAGACGAGGACAACGAUAAUGCCAAACCAUUGUUGUUGAUGGUGAAAGCCAAUGCAUUUAAUGCUAUCGUAGCAGGCUUCCGACCAAAGGUGUUUGAAGGACAAGCCCAACACAGUGAUCCAUUGAGCCAGAUGUUGACGGGCUGUCUCCCGACCAAUGUUUGGAAUGUGCAAUUGGCGAUUUUGAAUAGCCUGAAAAUAUUCAUCGAACACAGCGCCACCUCAUCCUUACAAGAGAAGCCGAUCCGGCAGCGUAUAUUACAGAGCUCCAUCCACUGCUUGGCACAGAUGAAGUAUACUGCUAUUCGUGCAGCGGCCAUUGAAGUCCUUGAAGCGGCUGUAGCCGGCGGCAUGGUCCAAGACGAUGAAAAGACCUUUUUGCAAGCCAGUCUUUCCUCCAGCCAUGAGCGGGAGACGGUGGCAGCUCUCAAAGAGCGAUUACAGAAACUUAAACAGGCUAUUGUGUAAAAUUUCGAAAUAAACGAACUGUAUG
This is a messenger RNA of Radiomyces spectabilis, 5496 nucleotides long. Its product is annotated as proteasome stabiliser-domain-containing protein. Gene Ontology annotation, cellular component: cytoplasm; nucleus. The record is from RefSeq and is a predicted model, not a curated record. The transcript is spliced from 19 exons. NCBI's taxonomy places the organism in Eukaryota, Fungi, Mucoromycota, Mucoromycetes, Mucorales, Radiomycetaceae. Gene Ontology annotation, biological process: proteasome assembly. Bases 99 to 5471 code for a protein of 1790 amino acids. Gene Ontology annotation, molecular function: molecular adaptor activity.